AUGACACCUAUCCGACAUCGAGAGGUAGCCGGAAGGUGGAGAGAGGGCUGGGUCACUGUCGCUACAACAUGGCGGGUCGAUGCUGACUCAGUUUUUGGGGCUCGAUCUGAUGCUUAUCAAGAAAUGGAUAGUGAAGGCUUCGACCUAACCACCCGUAAUAGUGGGCAUGGACAGUAUAGACAUUUCGCAAUUGGAAAGGCUUAUGUGGCGUUGACUUUAAUGCCACGUCAACCUACAAACGGAGCAAUUGGAUUGAGUGUACCAAUCAGACAAAAAUUGUGGAAUUACGGACUUUUCAGAUUAAAUGAGAAUGUUAGAGACUUAAAUGAGAAUCUGAUCAAGAUGGCGGUUUUCUUUAUCUUGAUGUUUUCUCUCAUUCUCUCCUCCUCCUAUGCUGCUGUGCAAGACUUCUGUGUUGCAGACUACAGAGCUCCUUCUGGACCUGCAGGCUACUCCUGCAGAAGGCCUGAAACUGUUACAGUGAAUGAUUUUGUAUACUCCGGCCUAGGCGUUGCCGGUAACACCUCAAACAUUUUCAGAGCUGCAAACACCCCUGCGUCCGCGGCUGAGUUUCCUGGUGUGAAUGGCCUUGGCAUUUCAAUGUCUCGUGUAGACUUGGCUGCCGGUGGUGUUGUCCCUUUGCAUAUACACCCCGGAGCGAAUGAAGUCUUACUUGUUGCGCAAGGAACACUAGUUGCCGGGUUCAUAUCCUCGGAUCGCAACACAGUUUAUCUGAAAACUAUUAACAGUGGUGAUAUUAUGGUUUUCCCUCAAGGGUUAUUGCACUUCCAAGUGAAUGUUGGAAAUGCUACGCCAGUCCUUGCAUUUGCUAGCUACAGCAGUCCAAGGCCAGGUCUGCAGAUUGUGGACUAUGCACUAUUUCAAAGCAACUUUCCUACUCAGUUGAUAGCUAGAACUACUUUCCUUGGCAUUCCUGAAAUAAGUAGACUUAAGGCUGUCUUUGGUAGCACUAAUUAA
This is a messenger RNA of Rosa chinensis, 978 nucleotides long. Its product is annotated as auxin-binding protein ABP19a. Gene Ontology annotation, cellular component: cell wall. The transcript has 2 exons. NCBI's taxonomy places the organism in Eukaryota, Viridiplantae, Streptophyta, Magnoliopsida, Rosales, Rosaceae. Bases 1 to 978 code for a protein of 325 amino acids. The record is from RefSeq and is a predicted model, not a curated record. Gene Ontology annotation, molecular function: manganese ion binding.